This is a messenger RNA of Polistes dominula (European paper wasp), 2212 nucleotides long. RefSeq names its product methionyl-tRNA formyltransferase, mitochondrial. Lineage: Eukaryota; Metazoa; Arthropoda; Insecta; Hymenoptera; Vespidae. Gene Ontology annotation, molecular function: methionyl-tRNA formyltransferase activity. The record is from RefSeq and is a predicted model, not a curated record. Gene Ontology annotation, cellular component: mitochondrion. Gene Ontology annotation, biological process: conversion of methionyl-tRNA to N-formyl-methionyl-tRNA; biosynthetic process.
UCGAUUUUACCAUAAUUAAAUUUGCAUAAUGUUUAUAAAAACUUGUAGAAUGAAAUAUAAAUAUUUUGAUCUUAAACAAAUACUAAGAAGUUCAUUCAAAAUAUUAAAACUUUCUAAGAGAGAAGUACACGCCGUUCCCAAAGAAGGACCAUGGAGUGUAUUAUUUUUUGGAGUUGAUGAUUUUUCUUUAGAAAGUUUAAAAGGUUUACAUAAACAAUACAAAUUAAAGACACUAUGUCGACUGGAAGUUGUUACGACAGAACAAAACAGGAAACACGAAAUUAGAAAUUAUGCAAUACAACAUGGAAUUACGAUGAGAACCUGGCCUGUAACAUUUGAUAUAAAAGAUUUUCAUAUAGGAGUUGUCGUUUCCUUUGGACAUUUAAUACCAAAACAUAUAAUUAAUUCAUUUCCAUUAGGCAUGUUAAACGUUCAUGGAAGUUUAUUACCAAAGUGGAGAGGAGCGUCACCGGUUACAUACGCUUUAAAAAAUGGGGAUACGCACACAGGUGUUACAAUAAUGAAUAUAUUGCCAAAAAAAUUUGAUAUUGGAGAGAUAAUAGCACAGGAACAAACGAGUAUUCAUCCAGAUGAAACUUUACCAGAAUUACGGUCUAAAUUAGCAAAAAUAGGAGCAAAUCUUCUAAUCGAGACAAUUCAAAAAUUACCAUCGAUAUUAUCAAAUGGAAGACCUCAAAACGAAAAGGAGGCAACGUAUGCUCCCAAGUUUACAUCGAAGAUAUCUUUAAUAAAAUGGGAUGAAAUGUCGGCUAUAGAUAUUUACAAUCUACAACGUGCUCUUAUAGGAUUAUAUCCAUUAACUACAAAAUUUCAUGAUAAAACAAUUAAAUUGUUAGAUAUAAGAAAAAUAGAUAAACCCAGUAAAUUAUCAAAUUUAGAACCAAAUAUACCAGGUGUUGCGAUAUUCGAUAAAAUUAAUAAAAUUUUAAUGGUAAGAUGUAAAAAUGAUAGUUGGAUCUCCGUUGCUAAGUUACGUAUUCCAGGACAUCGAUUGAUGAGUGCCAAUGAUUUUAACAACGGCUUUAUUCUUGGUCAAAAGCAAAAGAUGAUUGUCUUUCAAUAAACAAUAUGUUGCAACACCUUUGAAAUAUACACGUACUAUUUACAAUAAAGAAGAUAUGAUUAACUGCGUUCAUUUUUUGCAAAAUGGAACAAGGACAAUUAUUGUUAUUUUUAUUGUUAUUCAUGAUCAUUUAUAUUUUAAACACAUUCUUUAUUCUCUUGGCACUUUAAAACGGCUGAGAAAAAUAAAAACAAGGUGAAACAUAAGAAUAUACUUUUUUAAUAUUAUUCAAUUAUUUUUAAAAAUUAAAGAAGUUUUUAUUAAUUAAAAAAAAAAAAUUAGCGCGAAUCUUGUCAAGCUGGGAUUAAAUUUUUAAUUAAAAACAAAAAGAGAGAAAAAAUAAGAAAUGAUAUCUUAAUAAGUUUGAUAAAAGGGUGGGAGAAUAUUCUAUAUAUUAAUCAUUAAACAAGGUAAUAUAAUUGUUAUCGAUUAACGCAAAGAGAGAACUGAAGGUAUAACAACAAAAGAGAAGAAAAAAAAAACAAAAUAUGAAAUAAUUCGUUCUAGUUAAAAACGCAUAUUCAAUAUUUGUAAGAAUUAUUUGUUUAGUAAUACUUUUCUUCAGCCUCCGAUUAAUCCUGUGCGCACUCUAUCAUGUCAGUUAAAUGUUUUUCCCAUUAAAUGGAAAGAAUAUAUGAUAUGUUAGUAAAGUUAUCGAUAAAUACGCCACAUGAUCAGAUUUAUACAAUAAUGUAUAAGCGAUUAAUAUAUUGUAUUUUUAAAUCUUAACGUCAUUUUUAAAGUAACGUAAUGAUCGAUAGAUUAGAUAGCUACUUUUGUUUGAUUAUAUUUACUUUCUUAUACUAAUCGUAAAGAAAGGUAAUCUCUUUUUAGUAGCAUAAUCAUUAUCGUCAUUAUCACUUGUCAAUGAUAUGAUAGAAGGAUACAUUUUUCCACAGCAAAAUCUGAUAUUAAUAAUAACAUUUCAGAUUUGGAAAAAUGUCCGAAAUUAUGCAUAAAAAAAAAACAAAAAAAUGUAUUUACAAUGAACCUCGAGUCGUUGUUCAUCGUUGUUAACAAUAGUAUUAGUUAUGAAGUUCACAAAAUAGAGAUAAUCCAUAUUGUUUCAUUGCUCUCUCUCUCUUCCUCUCUAUUUCUUUCUCUUUCUCAGUUUUCGUGAAAUAUUUA